CCACCAUCCUCAGUUCGUCACCACCAUCCUCCAUCCCUCACCAACUCCCAUCACCAAUUCCACUCCAAACCCUCUCACCCACAUCUCAUAAGUCCCCUAAGUAGCAGCUCAUUAUUCCCCACUCCACCAAAGUGGUAUGUUGCCUUCAACAGCCUUGGGUUUCUCUUUUCGGCAAGCAGAUGCUAGCCCCUCUCAAGUUCUGGCUAUCUCUGCCUUCUGGGCUUCCAUUUUAGGAGGAACUGUUUCUCUCUCUCUCUCUCAAUUUUUUGGUACUAAAACCAAAGACGUGGGAAAACUAAGGGGAGUGACGAGCUAAAAGGCUAGCCAUUUGUGUUUCAGACUUAGAUUAUCUUGGAGUUAGACUAGCCACAUAUAUUUGGACUUAGUUUAUUUUGUAAUUAGGUUUGCAGAAUAAAUUUUAUUUUCAUAUUUUUGCAAAAUUGUUCCAUGGAUUGUAGUUAUGAAUUUAAUAAGUUUUGAGCCUUGUGCAUUUGUGGGAUCCUCUCACAAGUGUACAGCAUCUGUUUUCGCCCUUGGAUUUGGGUUUUGGGGCGUGACAAUAAAAUAUGUUCCUUUAC
Molecule: messenger RNA, 578 nt
Organism: Rubroshorea leprosula
Lineage: Eukaryota; Viridiplantae; Streptophyta; Magnoliopsida; Malvales; Dipterocarpaceae
Source: the annotation of a GenBank genome assembly